AUGGCUACGUAUGCAUCUUUCAUAUUACUUGUUUGGUUUACGAAAUGCAUUCUCAUCGACCGAUCCAAUAGUAAAGAAAGUAUGCUCAAGUUGGCAAAUACAGCUCACUUGAUCAGAGAUGAGAAGGAUAUUGUCUUUCCUGAAGGCACAAGAGGAAACGGAAUGUCUGGUUCACUUCCUUUCAAGAAAGGUGCAUUUCGUCUCGCCGUGGAAGCUCAGGUUCGUUAUCACCUCGUUUCAUUUACUGCCUUAUAG
Messenger RNA from Rodentolepis nana, 255 nucleotides. NCBI's taxonomy places the organism in Eukaryota, Metazoa, Platyhelminthes, Cestoda, Cyclophyllidea, Hymenolepididae. The record is from the annotation of a GenBank genome assembly.